This is a messenger RNA of Oldenlandia corymbosa var. corymbosa, 2536 nucleotides long. Lineage: Eukaryota; Viridiplantae; Streptophyta; Magnoliopsida; Gentianales; Rubiaceae. The record is from the annotation of a GenBank genome assembly.
UUAAAACGUUCCCCCCAAUUUUCUUGAACCUUUGACAUUUGUUCUUCUUUUCAGCUUCCUCUCUCCCUUUAACAUACCAAGAGCGAAAAAAAAAAAAAAAAACCUAUUUAUACACAAUGAUUCCAUAAUUCCAUCAUCUCUCCCUUCAAUAUCAAGCAUCCUCAAGUUUAAUCCUGCCUAUAUUUUCUAAGUUCCCUUUUUUAAAAGAAAAAAUACGUAUAUAUUUGAUUGACAGUGUCACAAAGAUACGCCAUCACUAAGCCUGAGCAUGUGCCCCCAUAGCUCCGCCACUCUACUAGCUUUAUUAUUAUAGUUAUAUUUCUGUAUGUAGUUUUCUCUGACUAACCUCCAUCUUUUCUCUUUUGGGUUUCCAAUACGCCAUCUUCCAAUUGUCAUUUUCACUUCUUUUAUCCAUUGUUUCUUCCCCUUUUCUCCUCUUCUUCAUCUUACCUGCCGUCUUUGAAGUUGUGUUUUAAUGGGUAUUAUUAUGGAGUAACAAAGCAUCCAUUCUUCCAACCCAUUUCGUUUUAAUCGGUACCAAAUCCCGGAAAGCUAGCAAAUUUUAUCUCAGCGAAGGUUAAAUUCUUAAAGAUCCCAGCUUUAUUGAUUUUCUGUUAGACCCAGGGGAAAAAAAAAAAAGAUGGGGAAUUGCUCCGGGAAACAACACAAACCGCCGGCGGGAAUCAUCCCUUCUGAGCUCUUAAAGAAGACACCAUCAGUUCAGGAGAAACCCAAAGUGGAACUCAUUCCGCUUCCACUUCCCACGCCGCCGGAGUGUAUCAAUAAGGGCUCUCCGGUGGUGAAGCUGUACGGUCCGGCCAACAGCACGGCCACAUUUUACAUAAGGUUCGGCAUUCUGUAUAAGCCCGUUUCGUUGCAGUACACCCCUUCAAACAUUGUCGAAUCCCCUGUCCUGUACUGCGACUCCGACGUCGUUUCCGGCUCCCCGGAGGAGAUUUUCAGGUACCUGGAUUCCAAGUUCCCGGAGCCGCCAUUGUUGGUAAAGGGCGGGGGCAGUGUGAACUCAUUUGGGUGGUUUGAUAAGACGACGCCGUUGGUUGUGUGGAUGGUGAAUUUGCAGCAUAGGAGUAUGAUGUGGCAUCUGGAGAGAAUGGUGAGGUGGGCUGAGGACAUGGCUCAUCGUGGUGGGAAGACUAAAGGGGAUCCGGUGAUGGGGAGUCCCAAAAUGGAGAUGAAGAAAUUUGGGAGGAAUUAUGAAGCAUUGAUGGAGAUUAUGCUUGAGCAUGCUCGGAUGGAAGAAAGAGUUGUCUUUCCUAUCUUAGACAAGGCUGACCGAGGAUUGUCCAAAGCCGCCAAUGAAGAACAUGGCAGAGACCUGCCAGUAAUGAAUGGUAUCAAAGAAGACAUUAAGUCCAUAGGUGUUCUGGAUUUGGGAACUCCUGUCUACCAAGAGGCUCUCUUGAUUCUUUCUAAUCGUCUCAAAAAGUUGAAGGAGAAUUCUAAGCAACAUUUUGAGGAGGAAGAGAAAGAGUUGUUGCCGUAUAUGGAGGCAACAGACUUGGGUAAAGUUCAGCAGGGAAAGGUACUGGAACAGUGCUUGGAUUCUAUGCGUGAGACUCAUGGUCAUAACUUCCGUUUUUUCUUGGAGGGCCUGCUUCCUCAGGAUGCCAUACAUUACCUAGACAUGAUCAUCAAAUCUAGUGAUAAUAAUAGAGUAUCAUUGAUGCUUCAUAUGGUUGUUGACUAAAGGAUUCCUCUUGGUUUCUAUACAAUGAUUAGGGCUACCCUGUUGGAUGAAAGCAAAUUACAUUCUAGUAUUACUAAAAAGCGGCAAGAAUCUACCUUCACUUGCUUUUCUCUGCUCUCUAACCAUAGCAAAAUGAGCCCUUUUUAUCUGGUUUGGUCUUCUUUACAAGUGUGACCUGUCAUUGCCUAGUUUGUACCAUCUGUAGUGUUUUUCUUAUCUUGUAAUGUAGGCGAAAUUAGGAAGCAAAUGUGUAAGUUUUCUACUCAGCUUCAUGCAGAUAUUGUAAGGGAAUGUAUAUUAGAAAAGGGUAGUUCGAUUUAGGUUUUCAUGUUCCAAAAUUUGCUUGUACCAGGAUUGGUUUGGUGACCAAAUGGUUUGGCAUUUUGUUCCAAACACACCAAAUAUUUGGUCUGAAAAUGAGUUGUCUUAGUACCAACUUCUUUUUAACUCAUUAUUUUGAGGAUGACAAAUGGCAUAUGGUAAAAAGUCAGGGAAUAAACAUUUGGUGUUGGCUCACUCAAAGAAGGCAUUUUGCAUGUUCUUCAGCAUCCUCCUUUUUUUCUCUUUUGCUUUUUUCCCCUCUUUUUCAUCUUUAGGUUCAUGAACUCUAUAAGAGUAAGUUGUAAGGUUGUGUGAAUUGUCCCACCUUCCAGUGGGUAAGUUGAUUGCCAAACCUUUUACAUCCCUUAUGAUUUUUAUUUAUAAAGCAAGUACUGAUUCUCAAGUGAUAAUACUGUCCUGGGCCUCCAGGCUUCCCAAAUCAUUUCUGGAGGAAUUAUGUUGUAAACCCUAAACUUGAUGAGAACAUUUCAUUUGCUAAUGUGGUUG